ACGCGCACUGGCUCCCACACUCGCUGGAGAGGGAAAAUAGCGCCCGUCGGACUGCAACCGUGACUCACCGGGGAAAAAAAAUGUUUCCUCCGCCGCCCUUCAUCAACACUAUCGAUGUCUGCAAAAGUCAUGUGAAGGGAUCCACAACAUAUGAGGACUCGAGUUUUUUCGACUAUUAAACUUGUUUCAGAGGAUUGUAAACUCCGAGUGAUUAAUAAGCCACAGGAAUUGAAGUUAACAUUGGACAGGUGCAGAAAAUGGCGAGACGGCUCUUGCAGCUCUUGGCCCUGUGGACUACUGUUAUUGGCAUUGUGCAGUGCUGUCCAGAGCUCUGCACCUGCCAGGAUAAACUUUCCCACCAAUUUGCUGACUGUGCUUACAAAGACCUGCUGGUGGUACCUGUGGGUCUCCCCUCCAACGUUACCACUGUGAGCCUUUCUGCCAAUAAGCUCAAAUUACUGAAAAGUAAAAGCUUUGUCAACAUCACACAGGUCACCUCUCUCUGGCUGGCCCACAAUGAGAUAGUUAUCUUAGAGAGGGACACCUUGGCUCCGCUGAUCCAGCUCCGCAAUCUGGACAUCAGCUACAACAAAAUUGUGAACUUUCCGUGGGAGGAUCUGCGCAACCUCACAGCCCUGCAGCUUCUGAAAAUGAACAACAAUGAGAUGGUGAAUCUUCCAAAGGAUGCCUUUUCCACUCUCAAAGAACUGAGGUCGCUGCGCAUCAAUAACAACAAGUUUACCACCAUUGUGCAGGGUACCUUCAGUGCUCUCUUCUCCUUGUCCCACCUUCAGAUUUACACCAACCCCUUCAAAUGCUCGUGUAGCCUGGAGUGGCUGAGGGAUUGGAUCACAACAACUAAGAUUUCUGUCCCAGAGCCAAAUUCAAUUUUAUGCGCUGCCCCUGAACACCUGAAUGGCAUAAAGGUUACAAAUAUUCCCAAAUUGGACUGUCAGGCCCCUACUGUCACAAUAACAUACCAGCCCAACAUUGAGAACACAGAGCUCUACGAGGGUUUCACGGUCAUCUUAAAUUGUGUGACAACAGGGGACCCCAAACCACAGGUCAGCUGGGUGGUGGCUGCAGGAAAUCAAAAUUAUCUGUUCCCGUUGCCCACUGUUGGAGAGACAAAUGAGGUGCCAAUUAAUGAUAAAACAACCAACAAUCGAUUCCUCGUCUUUAGAAACGGCACUCUCAUCAUCCCUCGCAUGAGUAAAAAGGAAGAUGGAAAUUACAGCUGCUCUGCGGUGAAUGAUUUAGGUAAAGCAGAGAGCAGUGUUAAAGUGGUUAUGGCAGGCACCCAAAAACAUGCCGGCGACUCAAAGCCCGAUUCUACAGUGGACAGGAUCCGACCAUCGGUUAAAAAACCAGAGCCCAAGACCUCUAAAAACAAUAUGAUCAACUGGACCAAGCCUGAAGAAAAGACAAAGGGCAUUACUGAAGGGUCGUCAGACAAAGAGCAGGUUGGUGGUGGUACGAAGGGCCCCACCUUUGCGAGCAAGUGCGGCGUAAGAGAAAGCAGUGAAUACAUCUCCAACCAUGCCUUCAACCUGAGCUUGGAUGACCUGAAGCAGUACACUUUUGAUUUUGGUGUUAUUGCGUUAGAGGUGUCAGAGACGGAGGCCAAAGUGCAGCUGAAUCCACUGCAGCUUCCCAACAGCAAAUCUAACCUUCAUCUCAGUCAGACUGAAAACCAGGAAACAGUGAACAAAGAGCCCAUGGGUCUGUUCCAGUCCUCAUCUGGUAAAGCCACCUUGGACAUGCUCUACCUCUGUGUAAAUACAGGUAAUGGACACUCCAUGGUUCAGUGGUCCAACAUAGAGGAGGGGGUUAAUGCCUACCGCUUCCACGGUUUACAGCCUGGCACCAAUUACACACUUUGUCUCACCUAUGGGGGGCAGGACUGCCAAGUGCAAGUAGUUUUCACAACUAGGAAGAAGAUCCCCUCCCUGCUUAUCAUAGUGGUUGUGAGCAUUUUCCUACUGGGUCUGGCUACUGUUCCCUUACUGGGGGCCACCUGCUGCCAUUUGUUAUACAAGUACCAAGGGAAGACCUACAAGCUGAUCAUGAGGGCUCAGAAUCCGGAUCAGAUGGAGAAACAAAUGGCUGGAGAUUUUGAUCGCAGGACGUCUUUUGUGGAGUCUGAGAAAACCUUCAACCCCAGCGAGGGGGAGGGAGAGGUCGAGGGAGAGGAUGGAGACGGAGAGGGGGAGGCUGAUGGGAGCGUGGUGACAGAGUCUAUCCCCGGAUCCUCGUCCAAAACCAACCAGGAGGAGUUUGAAGUGGGCUCGGAGUACAGUGACAGGUUACCGCUGGGAGCAGAGGCAGUCAACAUCUCGGAGGAGAUCAACGGCAACUACAAGCAGCCAAGCCGCUGAGCUCCGCUGAUGUCUGCGACUGUAUUGUAAAUUAUUUUACUUUCAAGUAGCCUACAUUCAAGCAGGUAACUCACCCACCAUUACUACACGUGAAAAACAGAUUGCGUCAGAUAAAAAAAGGUGGAUCUUUUCAUUUUUUUACCUCAGAAAGUACUCCGUCAGUCACUUGAGAUUGUGAAUUGAUUCGUGUGACAUAUGUAGUCUGCUGUAAGGUUAAAACCUACGUUUACGGUGCAAGCACAGCUUUAUACAGUGUACCAGACCUCAAAACUGACAGGAAAACAGCAAAAUGUCACUUAUCCGCAGGACACACACCAGAUGGGCAUGUGCGCAAAAUGUGCAAAUGGCGAGGCGCUCCAGAUUUUCGUGUAAUUGAAGGGAAUAAAAAAAAAAUCGAUAAAAAUCACCGUUUUGGAGAGCACAAAAAACAAGCAAAAAACAAAUAACCUUAAACUAAAACAAACCAAAAAGUGCCAUAUGUUUUAAAGCCAUUUUAAAAUAAAUAUUAUCAGGGACUAAUUGUUCUUUCUGCUGCGUGCGUCUGUGCAAGGAUGUGGAUGAGCCUCAUCUAAAACCGGCCAGCUCUCAUCAUCUUCUCAGGUGUCGGUACCUCGUCCACGGAGCAGUUGCCGCAGAUUUGGAUGAUGAUAUUUGAUUAAAUGAUACCAGAUGCACAUAUUUGGUUUCAGUCAUAUUGCGCCAGACCUGCCUGUUGUCCAUGUGAGUCCAAAAGGGGGUACAUUUCACUUCCAACUGUGUUGUGCUUGACGGGAAAUUCCAGGUUAUUUACCAACAAAAUGUUGUUUGACGUAAUGUUAAGGCUUUAAAAUGUCAACGGGUGCUUGCUUUAUUCUCGCUUUUUACAAUGAACGUGUCCCAUGGCAUGUCACACGUAUUUCCUUGUGUGGUUUUUAUUAGUGUAGUUUAGAUGUUACUGUCAACCUGUGAUGUAAAGCCACGUGAAUUGAAAUCAUGCUUCUUCUUUUUUUACGAGGGUAAAUAAGUAAGUUUUUAUGAAGCCUCGACUAAAGGGCGCCUGUGAGCGUCCGGCGGCUUCACUGUCUUGUAAUUUGAUGCAUAUAUAGUGAGUUUUUUGUGAACUGUUGUAAAACGAAACGAAAAAUGCGUGAGCGUUUAAGAUUUUUUGAUAUAAUUUUAUGUAAGUGGAAUUAAUAAAACAUAUUAAACUA
This is a messenger RNA of Morone saxatilis (striped sea-bass), 3568 nucleotides long. It is a transcript of the gene islr2, whose product is annotated as immunoglobulin superfamily containing leucine-rich repeat 2. The record is from RefSeq and is a predicted model, not a curated record. Lineage: Eukaryota; Metazoa; Chordata; Actinopteri; Moronidae. The transcript has 2 exons. The coding region runs from base 258 to 2378 and encodes 706 amino acids. Gene Ontology annotation, molecular function: protein binding.